GCGGUGUGAGCGCUUCUGUUGGAGCUUUUACCCAUCUUGCAUUCACUGGCAAUGGUUAACUGUGUGUGUUUCAGCGGCCGCUCUCUCUUCACUGCUGAAUCCCAAUGACAUCAGUUCCUCUCGUGGCAACUCGGGUGGAGCAUUUGCAAAGUGCCCAGAGUAAGACUCUGAGCUACAGUCCCGGCAUUUGAAAAGGGAGAGGAGAAAGAAAGUACUGGGGUGGGGGGGAAGAAAGCAUGAGUACUAACUCGAACGUGUCGAGCAUGCAGCGGAUGGUGGAGCAGCUGAAAUUCGAGGCAGGGAUAGAGAGGAUGAAGGUUUCACAAGCUGCCACAGAACUCCAGCAGUAUUGCGUCCAGAAUGCCUGUAAAGAUGCAUUGCUGGUAGGAUUACCUGCAGGAAGCAACCCCUUCAGAGAACCUAGGUCCUGUUCCCUUCUCUAAAAUCAGGAAAUUGGAUACUUUUGGAAGAAACCUGUCGAUGACUAAUGUUGCCUCUUUAUGAAGAACAUUUUUCCGUACUGUUAUUUACUUCCUUCUUUGCCAAAACAAUUUCUGUAUUUAUUAGUAUCUAUAUAAGAGUUUCCUACUAAUCUGGCAGUAUUCUACCUUUUUGUGGAAUAUAAAUGUUUUUGCAUUAGAAACCUCUCAGCAGUGGGCAAGUUGGUGUCAUAGAAAUGCCUUAUAUUCAAUUUGUAAUAUGCUUACAAUUGGUUGAAGGGCAAGAGGUUUAUUGUGUGAAAUUGUUGGAAUUUUGUUAAAACUAAAAACAAUACAAAGAUAAUUAUGCCUACAUUUAAUAUCUUAAUUAUUAUUUUAGUUAUAGGUUAGUCAGUCCCAUUAUGGUUGGGUUUCUUGGAAGGAAAAUUGUCAGUAGUGAUGAUGGGCCUCACUACAUUUUGCUUUUCAAAUGAGAAUCUUUGAUUAAUGAUUAGCAGCAAAAUAACCCUGAUGAAUUUGGCAUCAGCUCGCCAGUGCUAUAGUUUAUAAUCUGCAUUUGGAGUGUAUUUAAUUUUGCCUUUAAAAAGUAAGUAAAGUUUGUUCUAAUUAAAGAAAAUAAUGCCACUUGAAAAGUGCAUGGCCCACUUGGAUAGUGGAGUACUGUCAAGUAAAGUUUGUGCAUGUUAUUGCUUUUUUUUACUGCCAUAAAGAUAAGCAGUCAAGAUAUAACCUAGGCCUCUACAGUGUUUAUAGGUUAUCAAAAAAAAACAAGUACAGGUCAUUUACAAAACAAACACUUGAAUGUUAUUCACCAAGUCUUUCCAAAGAAUUGUCACCAUCCUUUUUGAGUUGCUGUGACAUGGCAGGCAUACAACUGCCUUAACAUCUUACCUUUUUCUUUAAUUAUUAAUUGUAACCAAUCUUAACAAUUAUGUAGCACAUUUGUGUGGUUUCAUUAAAUUUAUUUGAAAUAA
This is a messenger RNA of Chiloscyllium plagiosum (whitespotted bambooshark), 1414 nucleotides long. It is a transcript of the gene gng10, whose product is annotated as guanine nucleotide binding protein (G protein), gamma 10. Lineage: Eukaryota; Metazoa; Chordata; Chondrichthyes; Orectolobiformes; Hemiscylliidae. The record is from RefSeq and is a predicted model, not a curated record. Gene Ontology annotation, molecular function: G-protein beta-subunit binding. Gene Ontology annotation, biological process: G protein-coupled receptor signaling pathway. Gene Ontology annotation, cellular component: heterotrimeric G-protein complex.